AUGAGACGCCACUGGAGUGAUGUCCACAAUGUUAGUGGGCCAAAUGAUUUUGCCUCUCACGCACGCUUAGUGAAGCUCCAGACGUUCUUUCGCGGUACAAAACUCAAGUAUUUCGAGGUCUCGAUAGCAAGAGCCGCGGAAUCACAAGGUUCAGAUGAAGGGGGUGGACAUAACAGAAAUGACUCUGGUGUGGAUGAAGUGCCGUCAGUAGUACAGCCGAUGCCACUUUCUGAGUUUUCUCUCGUGGUGGACCUAGAGACGUUGACCUACUUCCAUCAUUUUAUCAUCACAACGUGUUUGACACUUCCUCAAGUCGAGGGUUCUCUACCAGCGUCACAAUACUGGGGAACAUACAUUGUUUCAUUGGCUCUGCAAUGGCGUUGGCUAAUGUGCGGAUUGCUGGCUAUUUCUGCACACCAUUCAGCCAUGCUCGAAAACGAGACAACAGCCCAGCAAAAGCACUGUGAACGGGCGACAAUGUUCCGUUCCGAAUUCUUCGUCGGGUUCAACGAGACUAUGGUCAAUAAUUCAAACACUGUGUCCACCGAGACUUAUAAGCAAAUGAAAAAGGCCGCAGUUCAAGUAAGGGGCAUUAUGAACUGUGCGCGAUGGACCUUGACUGGAUUCACUGCGAAUCAAGAGAAUGUCCUAAGUCCUGCCACUUCCAUAUCUUGGCUGCAGUCUUUACUAUGCGACGUUCGAGAUUUUGCAUCUUCUCAGCUAGGGAACUCUGUAGAAAUUGGGCAGAGUACGGGUGAUGAUCUUCAAACAUCUUUGGGUACAAAUAACCCGCGAGGUGCCACCGCAGCACCGACUGUGCUACUCAACCGUCUUCAGAUGCUUCCUUAUCGCAUGGUCGAGACAUUUGGUAAACCAGAUGAUGAACAAGAUGCCCCGGCUAUUCUCCUCGGCAUUGCAUCAUUGGUCCAAUGCUGUAACAGCGUCUACGAGUCCAAUUUUUUAUCAGGAGGGUGGCAAGGUAUAAGCGCAUGGUUAAACAAAACCACGGACCACUUCAAUCAUAUGGUUUCACUUCAAAGUCCAGCUGCCCUUAUUGUGCUCGCCCACUGGGCAGCUAUUCUGGUUAAAUGGACUGAAAUUCAUGAGUGCUGGUUCAUACAUGGCUUUUCGGGGGCAAUUGUUUCGCUUAUUCACGGUCAUCUUUCUACGGAUGGUGGAGUUCAAAGUUUAGUUGAAGAUCUGCUGGAGUGA
Messenger RNA from Penicillium hordei, 1212 nucleotides. RefSeq lists its product as uncharacterized. The transcript has a single exon. Lineage: Eukaryota; Fungi; Ascomycota; Eurotiomycetes; Eurotiales; Aspergillaceae. The coding region runs from base 1 to 1212 and encodes 403 amino acids. The record is from RefSeq and is a predicted model, not a curated record. Gene Ontology annotation, biological process: regulation of transcription by RNA polymerase II. Gene Ontology annotation, molecular function: DNA-binding transcription activator activity, RNA polymerase II-specific.